This is a messenger RNA of Humulus lupulus (European hop), 969 nucleotides long. RefSeq lists its product as uncharacterized. Bases 1 to 969 code for a protein of 322 amino acids. The transcript has 2 exons. The record is from RefSeq and is a predicted model, not a curated record. NCBI's taxonomy places the organism in Eukaryota, Viridiplantae, Streptophyta, Magnoliopsida, Rosales, Cannabaceae.
AUGGGAGGUGAAGACCUUCGAUAUGCUCUUAAUCGUAGCAAGGAAAAUUGGGACUCAAACAAUGUACUCCCUCUUGAGCCUGUUCGGGACUUGAGAAUGGAUGAGGUCUGUAAUGCAGCACAGCCCCGGGAAGCUGCAGACCCUAACAUCCAGGCCCAAUUGGACCUGUUAACCCAAUUAGUGAGGGACUUGACAACUUCCAAAUUAACAGAUAUUGAAAUAGAAAGGCAGAGAGGUUACCCAUUUUUGGAACGCAUUAAUCAACUGCACAUACCCGUUAAAUUCAAGAUGCCAACAUGGAACAUGUAUACUGGGCGAGAAGACCCAGUAUCCCACAUACACAACUUUGAGUUGCAAACUGACAUCCAGGGGGUUCGGGAUGAUUCUAGGUGCAGGAUCUUCCCACCCACCCUGUCAAAAACCGCCCAGCAAUGGUUUUUCAAGCUACAGCCAGGAUCAAUCAUGCCAUGGGAUGGUUUUUUCCGCAUAUUAUAUUCUCAGUUCUCCUCGGCAAUGCCCCUUCCAGCCGAGCCAAAUGAUUUGGUGGCCAUAAAACAAGGGAACAACGAGCCUUUAAAAGAAUACAUUCAACAUUUCAUGAGAAAACAAGUGCUGGGAACACCACCAAACCCUGUAGAAGGAAGUAAAAAUGGGGGCAAGAACGACAAACGCGAUAAUAGAGCUAGGGGUAACAGUCACCAGAAUGAUAAUAAGAAGCCUAAGACCACCGAGCAGCCAAAACUGCAAGAAUACGUGCCCAAAUUUACUACUUACACUAUCCUAAUGGAGUCCCGAGCAGAUGUUUUCAAUGUCACCGAGGCAGUAGUACCUUACAAGAGACCACCACCAUUAAGGAAAGACGCUAGUAGACGGGAUAUAAAUAAAUUUUUUCGGUUUCACAAUGACUACAGUCAUGAAAUCAAUGAGUGCAAUCACCUAAAAGAGGAAAUACAAUUCCUCAUUCGGUAG